AUGUCCGACGACCAGCAGUACUACGAACAACUCUUCGAGUUCGCAUACGGCGUCGUGGAGCAGGCGUCCAAGCUCAUCCUGGAAGGUGCCGCCGCGCGUUGGAAGCUCGCUGGGGACGAUUACGAGGUCAAGAAGAACCCCGUCGACCUGGUCACGGAGACAGACCAGGCGGUGGAAGAGUUCAUCAAGAGCGCCAUCGCGGAACGCUACCCUGACCACAAGUUCAUCGGCGAGGAGUCGAGCGAGGGGAAAGACAAGCCAGUACUGACGGACGCGUAUACAUGGGUCGUGGACCCGAUUGAUGGCACGAUGAACUUCAUCCAUGCCAAUCCCAACGUCGGCUGCUCUAUAGGUGUUACGCACAACUCGCGCCCCGUCGUCGGCGUGAUCGCGUUGCCGUUCCUCGGACGCAUUUACUCCGCCCGCGAGGGCGGUGGCGCGUUCAUGAACCGCACGAUCCCCCUUCCGCUGACGGGUGGCAUCCCGCAGCCGCUCACGCAGCUGAGUCAUUGCAUGAUCGCGGCAGAGUGGGGCUCUGACCGCCGUCCGGACACUAUCGACGUCAAGCUGCCCAAUUUCCGGCGGUUGAAUGGUGACCCGAGCAAGGGGAUCCCGGACGGUGUCAUGGUGCACGCGCUAAGGACGACUGGGGCCACGACGAUCAACCUCGCCCAUGUCGCGGCGGGCGAGUUGGACAUGAGCUGGGACGCUGGGUGCUGGGCCUGGGACGUGACGGCCGCCGCCAUCAUCCUCAAGGAAACAGGUGCCUUCCUCCAAGGUGGCAAGGAGGAAUUUGCACGCGAUGCACCUAUCGGCGACGUCCUCAUGUGCCGACGAUACGUGGCCGUGCGUGCUGUCGCGCCGACCGCGACAGAGAGUGCAGAGGAGAUUCAGCGACGCCUCUCGCGCGAGUUGUACGGCGUCGUCGACGAGUGGACGACGCCCAGCAUGCUGUAG
This is a messenger RNA of Cutaneotrichosporon cavernicola, 957 nucleotides long. RefSeq lists its product as uncharacterized. Gene Ontology annotation, molecular function: inositol monophosphate 1-phosphatase activity. Bases 1 to 957 code for a protein of 318 amino acids. Gene Ontology annotation, biological process: signal transduction; inositol metabolic process. The transcript has 12 exons. Lineage: Eukaryota; Fungi; Basidiomycota; Tremellomycetes; Trichosporonales; Trichosporonaceae. The record is from RefSeq and is a predicted model, not a curated record.